Messenger RNA from Plasmopara halstedii, 498 nucleotides. RefSeq lists its product as uncharacterized. The record is from RefSeq and is a predicted model, not a curated record. The coding region runs from base 1 to 498 and encodes 165 amino acids. The transcript has a single exon. NCBI's taxonomy places the organism in Eukaryota, Oomycota, Peronosporomycetes, Peronosporales, Peronosporaceae.
AUGGAUUUUGGCUAUGGAAUCUGUGGACACAAGAAUGUGUAUUCUACUGGUGUCAAGGUUGGUAACUACGUUGAAGACCGUAUUGGGGCUGAAUUGGCACGUAAUAGCUUGUCGAAGCCGAUUAAUAAGCACUCAGAGUAUACUGCGAGCUUUAUCCAGCCCUGCGCAAUGCCGCACAAAUGCGUCCACGCCCCUUCUGAGAAUCCAGCGGAGCGAAACAUGCUUCGUCAAGGUCUAUCCUAUAACCUUAUGUUUGAGCACGGAAGACCGCACAUGCGUUCGGAUGCCGAGCAGAUUGCUUGCUUCAGGCAGACAUCCCGCGACUAUGGUCAAGUUUGGCCUAACAAUCAAAUGAUCAAUCUUUUGAGCAGUGCACCGGAUAAGAGGAAGCAACAAGAGAUAAAGAGGCUGCAAGAGGCUCGUCAGGAGCGGAAUCCUUAUCUAUCAACAUCGAAGGCGGUGCAUAGAGCUACUUGUGUUAAUUAUAAUAUAAAAUAG